AUGGCGAAACGAACUAAGAACCAGCUAAGAAGAGAGAAACUUAAGCAGAGGAAACUUGAAAAUCGAGCCGGGGCUAACAAAAAGGACCAAGAAGAAGAAGAAGAAGGAAAUAAAUCAGCAGAACAAGAAAAUGGAGUAGAGCAUGAUAAACUGCAACAGAGUUCAACUGAUAUAGUCGAUAUAAAUCCAGACGAUCCACUUCUACGAGAGUUUGAGCCCGUUCUCAGCAAGUUUUAUUCCAUUCCAAAAGCCGAGGAAAAUAAUGCAGUACUGGGCAAAGAAACAAAAGAAGUGUCGGUUUACAAUACUUUGAAUUCUGAUUAUGAUGAUGAUUAUAAUGACGAUGAUAAUAAUGAAGAUGAUGAUGGUGACGAGAUUAGCGACAAAGACAAAGACAACACUGGGUUCUCUAAGCUUUCCAAACGUCAACUACGUCUCAGGAAUAAAGUACCUCUCUACCUACUAAAAUUAUCCACAAACAAACCUGAAAUCGUUGAGCAAUGUGAUACAGAUGCACAAGAACCAUUUAUUUUAGUUUAUCUCAAAUCUCAACCUAACGUUGUCCCCGUACCGUCACAUUGGAGUUCCAAGAGAGAUUAUCUUUCGAAUAAAAGAGGGAUCGAGAGGCAACCGUUUAAACUACCCAAGUUCAUUAGAGAUACUGGGAUUGAACAAAUGAGACAAACUGCACUUCCGGAUGAUCGCACGUUGAAGCAACAACAACGUGAACGGGUGCAAGUGAAAAUGGGAAAACUAGAUAUGGAUUAUGGGAAAUUGUAUGAUGCAUUCUUUAAGAAUCAAACAAAACCGAGGUUGUUUCCAUAUGGAGAGUUGUACGAAGAAGGAAAGGAAAUGAUCGAUGAAAUGACUAGUGAAGUUGCUAAAAUACGACCUGGGGUCAUUUCUCGGGAUUUGAGAAUUGCAUUGGGUAUGAAUGAAAAUGAUGAGAGCAUCCCCCCUGCUUGGAUUGUUAUAAUGAAGGAAAUUGGCAAGCCCCCUUCGUAUCGAGACUUGAUUAUUCCUGGAUUGGAUGGAAAUUAUGAUAAUCUGGGGUAUAAAGACAAGAAUAGGGACGUGUUGAAAUUUGAAUACUGGGGAAAACUUAAAAGUGUAGUUGAUUCGGAAUCGGAGUCUGAAAGUGAGGAAGAAGAGGAUGGAGAAGAAGAAGAAGAAGAAGAAGAAGAAGAAGAAGAAGAAGAAGAGGAGAGAGAGGAGAGAGAGGAUAGAGAGGAGGAAAAGGAUGUUGAGGUGGAUGGUGAUAAAAUGCCAGCAAAAGCAAAAUUGGACUCUACGAAUCAGAAACUGGAGCCUGAAAUUCCCGAUAAACAGUCACUUCAUGACCUCAUAUCUACCAUGUUUGAAGGAGAAAACAAUACAACUAAAAAAGACGAAAUAUAG
Lodderomyces oxycetoniae is the source of this 1398-nucleotide messenger RNA. RefSeq names its product U2 snRNP complex subunit. Gene Ontology annotation, cellular component: nucleus. The coding region runs from base 1 to 1398 and encodes 465 amino acids. The record is from RefSeq and is a predicted model, not a curated record. The transcript has a single exon. Lineage: Eukaryota; Fungi; Ascomycota; Pichiomycetes; Serinales; Debaryomycetaceae.